AAUUUUUUAUUGCCUUCCCACUCUGCUCUCUCUCUCUCUCUCUCAUCAUCACGACUUCCCAUCCUAUCCCUCCUUUUCCUUUUGCCUCUCUCUCUCUCUCCAACUUUCUAUAUAUAUUAUUACUUAUAUACACACACAAAUUAUGCUCUAGUGUUAAUUGCUAUACGUAUAUAGCCAGGAGAUAUAUAUAUAUAUAUAUAUAAAGGAGAUCAGUGAGAGAGAGAAUAAAAGCCUAGCUUGUUUGGUUGUGCUUAUUAAUUUGUGCUUGUUUUUCAUUUUCUAGUUGUUGUUCAAGUUUGCGAGGUUGAAUUUAGUCGGAAGAGAUGUCGAGCUGCAUUGAAGUUGUGCCUGAGAAACUGUGUUACAUCCCUUGCAACUUUUGCAAUAUUGUUCUUGCGGUGAGUGUUCCAUGCAGUAACUUAUUGGACAUUGUGACCGUCCGAUGCGGGCACUGCACCAAUCUAUGGUCAGUGAACAUGGCAGCUGCAUUUCAGUCACUUUCCUGGCAAGAUGUUCAGGGAGCCAACUAUGGUUCAGCAGAUUACAGGAUUGACUUGGGUUCUUCGUCCAAAUGCAACAACAAGAUCACAAUGCGACCACCGGUUACAAAUACCUCUGAGACAAGGGUUGUCAAUCGACCUCCCGAGAAGAGGCAGCGAGUACCUUCUGCAUAUAACCAGUUCAUAAAGGAAGAGAUUCAGAGGAUCAAGGCUAAUAAUCCAGACAUUAGCCACAGAGAAGCAUUCAGUACUGCAGCCAAAAAUUGGGCACACUUCCCUCACAUUCAUUUUGGGCUGAUGUUGGAGACCAACAACCAAGCCAAAAUUAAUUAGGGCUCUGAGAGUCAUUUAAUGCCGAGGACUGAGUCUUGAUUUCUUCGAUCAGGACAGCUUCAUUUACAUCCCCAUCUGUGUACUUAAGAAAGCCUUGACUUUAAUGUGUUUUAAGGACAUAAAUUAAGUACUAUUUCCUUAAUUCGUUGCAUGUAUUUGUUCAGGAAUUAUUUAGACCAUGUUAUUGAUCAGCUGUUGCUUUGUGUCUUCAUCAAUCCUCCAUUCCCUAAACUGCAAAAGAGUAAUAAUUUUCACAAGAUUGACUUCAUAGUCAUAGUUCAUACCUUUUCUAUUAAGGGUAUGGGCAAUAUAUUAAACAUUGUUUUCUUCCGUUUGCGUUA
Messenger RNA from Cornus florida, 1174 nucleotides. Its product is annotated as axial regulator YABBY 5-like. Gene Ontology annotation, biological process: abaxial cell fate specification; cell fate commitment; multicellular organism development. The record is from RefSeq and is a predicted model, not a curated record. The transcript is spliced from 7 exons. NCBI's taxonomy places the organism in Eukaryota, Viridiplantae, Streptophyta, Magnoliopsida, Cornales, Cornaceae. The coding region runs from base 324 to 833 and encodes 169 amino acids. Gene Ontology annotation, cellular component: nucleus.